UCGAGUAGUUCAGUUGCCGAUUCCAAUAAUAAAGGAAGAGAUUGGAUUCCUUCUCGUUUUCAUUUCCUUUUCUCUCCUUCUAGAGAUUAAUCGAGUCCUCGAAUUAACACCCAUUGCUUCGAAAUGAGCACGGGCGACUUUCUCAACGUCGACCCUGUAGAGCUCAAGUUUCCCUUUGAGCUGAAGAAACAGAUCUCAUGUUCUCUUCAAUUGUCGAAUAAAACCGAUUAUCAUGUUGCUUUCAAGGUGAAAACAACCAAUCCGAAGAAGUAUUGUGUUCGUCCCAACACGGGGAUCGUUUUACCAAAUUCUACAUGCGAGGUUAUAGUUACCAUGCAAGCGCAAAAGGAGUUCCCUGCUGAUAUGCAAUGCAAGGACAAAUUCCUCCUUCAAGGUGUAAAAGCCCCUGAUGGUGCAAUCCCAAAGGAUAUAACUGCAGAAAUGUUCAAUAGAGAAGCUGGCAAUGUGGUUGAAGAAUGCAAGUUGAGAGUGGUUUAUGUUUUUUCAUCUCAACAUACACCUGCACGUGAUGGAUCUGAAGUAGGGUCUUCAAUGAGAGGCUCUGUUUCGGACAAUGGCCAGGCAAACACUGCUGAGUUUGUUAAUGCUGCAAGAACAUUUACAGAUGAUGUUCAAGAUAAAUCUCCUGAGGCAAAAGCUCUUAUAACAAAGCUGACUGAAGAAAAAAAUAAAGCAAUUCAACAAAAUAACAAGCUUCGCCAAGAGCUGGAACUGCUGAAGCUCGAAACCAGCAGAAGUGGUGGCGGUCUGUCGUUCAUGAUCGUUAUGUUGAUCGGCUUGAUUGGAUUAAUUACGGGAUAUAUCAUGAAGAGAUCGUAAACAUCGACCGAUCUAGUUCGGCUCAUCUGCAUAUUCUUCCUCUACUUUCCUUCCCUUGGUUAGCUUUAAGGUCUCAUGGUGAGUAUGCAGUGCACUCCCAUUAAUGUGUUGCAUUCUUUCUGUAAACAUCAUUUUUU
Messenger RNA from Hibiscus syriacus, 977 nucleotides. Its product is annotated as vesicle-associated protein 1-2-like. Lineage: Eukaryota; Viridiplantae; Streptophyta; Magnoliopsida; Malvales; Malvaceae. Bases 124 to 840 code for a protein of 238 amino acids. Gene Ontology annotation, biological process: endoplasmic reticulum membrane organization. The record is from RefSeq and is a predicted model, not a curated record. Gene Ontology annotation, cellular component: endoplasmic reticulum membrane; plasma membrane. The transcript is spliced from 8 exons.